AUGGCAGGCCCAACUGCUGUCGCAAACAAUGCCGGCCCUUCUGCUAUUCCUCCCGUCAUGCAAGCAGCAGCAGAUGCCAGGGCUAUCGGUGCCAAGCAAAGGACUUCAAGAACUUCUAUCCCUACCCAAUCUGGAAAAUGGAUUCUAGGAAAGACUAUCGGCGCUGGUAGUAUGGGUAAGGUCAAGCUAGCCCGCAAAGAAGACGGAACAGAACAGGUUGCCUGCAAAAUCAUUCCUCGGGGCUCUACUGAAGAUAACCACCAUAGCCGAGCUGAUAAGGAGAGGGCCGAUCAAUCCAAAGAAAUACGAACCGCACGUGAAGCAGCCAUUGUGACUCUCUUGCAGCACCCGCACAUUUGUGGUAUGAGAGAUGUCGUUCGAACCAACUACCAUUGGUACAUGCUCUUUGAAUAUGUGAACGGCGGACAGAUGCUAGAUUAUAUUAUCUCUCACGGCAAGCUCAAAGAGAAACAAGCUCGAAAGUUCAGCAGGCAGAUUGCCAGUGCUCUCGAUUACUGCCAUCGAAAUAGCAUAGUACACCGCGACUUAAAGAUCGAAAAUAUUCUUAUUAGUAAGACUGGAGACAUCAAAAUCAUUGAUUUUGGUCUCAGCAACCUUUUUGCCCCCCGUGGUCAUCUCAAGACCUUCUGCGGUAGUCUAUAUUUCGCCGCCCCCGAGCUUCUUCAAGCACGGGCGUACACCGGACCUGAGGUUGACGUCUGGAGCUUCGGUAUUGUUUUAUAUGUGUUGGUGUGUGGCAAGGUCCCUUUUGAUGAUCAGAGCAUGCCAGCUCUCCACGCGAAGAUCAAGAAGGGGCUUGUGGACUAUCCUAGCUGGCUAUCUAAUGAAUGUCGGCAUCUUCUCUCUCGCAUGCUUGUCACCGACCCGAGACAACGAGCCACCAUGUAUGAAGUCAUGAACCACCCUUGGAUGAUCAAAGGUUAUGGUGGCCCACCCGAGAACUACUUACCCGCUCGGGAACCCUUAACCCUCCCUCUUGAACCAGAAGUCAUCAACGCCAUGACCGGCUUCAACUUUGGCCCUCCAGAACUGAUUAAGGCUCAGCUCACUAAAGUUAUUGAAUCCGAAGAUUAUAAACGUGCUGUGGCCCUUCUACAGAAGGAGAAAGAGCUGCCUCCCGCGCCUAAAGAUGUAGAGAAGAAGCGUGGAUUUGGAUUCGACUUUUACAAGCGACAUAACACUGGAAGCAGCCGCGACAAUUUGACAACUCCAAGCUCGGACGCGCUUCAGAUCGGCGCUGAUCCCCUCAAUGCCUUUAGCCCUCUUAUAUCUAUAUACUACCUAGUAAGGGAGAAACAAGAACGAGACAAAAUAGAAGCUGCACCAAAGUCACAUACGCCGAAGAAUGUGGCAGACUCGCCGAUGCCAGAAAUCGUGCCACCACCUGAGGCUCAUACAAAUACGGCAACAUAUGAAAUGGCCGGAGAGAAGGCUACUGGGGGAAGAUCAAGACCCCGAGCCAGAACUCACGGGGAAGAUGACGCCCCGGAGGAUCUUAAGAAGGCACCGCAAGGCACACUUGCUCCCCCGGAGAUUCCUACUGACCCACCCCCGAAGAAAGAGAGUGCAGCUGCUGGCAUCCUUAGACGGUUCAGCACUAGGCGUCGCAAAGAACCAGAGAGGCUUGACAAAGAUCGCUCGCAUCCACCUGUGGUCCACGUUCAUUCGCCAGCUGAAGCGCCGGAAUCGCCACGGAAGAGCUUCAGCAUACGCAGGUCUAGACGUGACCGAGAGGAGCAUAAGCCGACGAGGUUACGAUCAGGAAGCAGUCAGCCACAACAUAGAGACUUACUCAGUCCACCUCUUUCCGCUGGUGCUAACUUGUCCGGAAGCAACAAAGGUCUGGGAAGAUCGACAAGCGUGAGUUCGGCAGACUUUAGAAGGCGACCAUUCGGAUCUGGGAACAAGAUCAACAAGGAACCGCCACCAACCAGCGGUUCUGAUCAGUCGGCAACGACCGAUAAGCUUCCGCCUGAACCGAAGAGCGCCUUAAACUCUCGGUCUACGUCUAUGAGGGCAAAGCCGUUAGGCCACGCUCGUCGCGAGAGUAUACAGGCAAGGAGAUUGCGUAGGGAAGGUGCUCGUGCCGCUGAUGUGCCAGAAGAGACGGACCAAGAGCUUGGCGAAGCAAGUGGAAAUUCAGCGGAACGUUUGGACGACUCGGAGCUAGCUAAGCCAGUCUUCCUGAAGGGCCUAUUCAGUGUCUCUACAACAUCAACCAAAUCAGUGCCUGCUAUCCGUGCAGAUGUUAAGAGAGUGCUAAAACAGCUUGGAGUCGAGUACACGGAGAUCCGGGGUGGCUUUUCUUGUCGCUACACACCCAGCAUCGACUUCAAGAAGGGAUCGGACGGUCCGGGUAGCCCAACCCCGACGCCUAAUCACCGUCGUAGGUUCAGCUUCGGCAUCAGGACGGAUAAGGAGCGCGAGGAGGUUCGAGAGUCGGACCGUGUUCCGCAUACGCCACGGACUCCUGGAAAGGGACCAGCUGAUCGAAGCGACUCCACUUCGGAACUUUCCGAUCCCGAAAGCAUUCACCGAGACGCAACUACAUCGUCGAGGAGAGUACCAGGUGAAACGACCACCCACGUUCAGAGUGAUUUGGGCGGAAACAUGAUUUUGGAAUUCGAAAUUUUCAUCGUCAAGGUUCCUCUGCUUUCGUUGCACGGGAUCCAGUUCAAGCGUAUGGAAGGAAAUACGUGGCAGUUCAAGAACUUGGCAGACCAGAUUCUAAAGGAGUUGCGGCUAUGA
Messenger RNA from Daldinia caldariorum, 2769 nucleotides. Its product is annotated as Pkinase-domain-containing protein. The record is from RefSeq and is a predicted model, not a curated record. Gene Ontology annotation, cellular component: cytoplasm. Lineage: Eukaryota; Fungi; Ascomycota; Sordariomycetes; Xylariales; Hypoxylaceae. The coding region runs from base 1 to 2769 and encodes 922 amino acids. The transcript has 3 exons. Gene Ontology annotation, biological process: protein phosphorylation; microtubule cytoskeleton organization; intracellular signal transduction. Gene Ontology annotation, molecular function: protein serine/threonine kinase activity; tau-protein kinase activity; ATP binding.